Messenger RNA from Plasmodium inui San Antonio 1, 627 nucleotides. RefSeq lists its product as hypothetical. The transcript has 3 exons. NCBI's taxonomy places the organism in Eukaryota, Apicomplexa, Aconoidasida, Haemosporida, Plasmodiidae. Bases 1 to 627 code for a protein of 208 amino acids. The record is from RefSeq and is a predicted model, not a curated record.
AUGAACACGGGGGUUAAACGGUCAGGAAACUCACAAGGAAGUCAGAUCGGAAAUCAGCAGGGGAACCGGGGAUACGCCACCAAAGACAUCCAAUCCAACAAAUUUUCAGCGCAAGCAUCAUAUUACGAUCGAUCGAGAGGACCACCCAAGACUGAAAAGGAGAGCCAACAGGAGACAACACGCCUAGGGGCAUUAUGUCUAUGUGUCACAGAGACCCUCAAGGACCCGAACUCUCAAACAAGCAACCUCGUCAGGGGACCUACCGAGGGAGUAACCCCGAACCAAGAAGAGGCACACGUGCGAGGGCGAGAGCAAGUGGGCCAAAAAAGAGGAUCCAAAAGCAGGGAAACAGUCAGGCUCCCCAUACACCGGGGCGGACAAGAGAGAUCCUGUAUAAACGAAGGCCUCGGGCAAGGGGAGCACGGACUUCCACAGGAUGCGAUUACGGAAAAAUCAUCCCCAGGAGCAAGUAAAAGGAGUGAUAUCACCAAAACGAACGACCAACCCCCACCCCAGGAGGAAAUAGGAUCACAACCCCCAAAAGGAUCGAAGUCAGACGAAAGGGGCAGGAACGGAACAAUAAUCCCCAACCGAACAAACAGAGAGGAUCCAACACAGAGCCAGUAG